AUGGCAAUCAGUCAGGGCUGCGUGCAACAAUUGAGCCUUCCUCAGCUGGCUGGCACCUUUCAGCCCACUUUGCAGGUGGUGGCCUCAGACAUCAGCAAUUCCAAUGGGCAGCUGGUGAGUCUGUCGGAUACCUGCCAUGUGGCCAUUGGCUGCAUCAGCCCCGAGCUGAUGCAGCCGGUAGCAUUGUACGACCUGGUGCGCUUGGUGCAGUGGGAAGUGCAGUUGACCCCUGGUGCCUGGAUGCUGCAGAUCUCGGGCUUGCACAAGGUGGGGCACCACCAGGGCGUCAUCGGCAGCCCCACCAUGGACGUGCCGCUGGCGGCUGAGGCUGCUAAGGCGCCUGCUCCCUGCGCUGGUCUGCGCCAAGAACUCCAGGACUUUGCCUUGACGCAACCGGGAGCGGAGCUGGGCCAGAUGGGCCAGAUGGGAGCAGUGCCGACGCCCAUGCGCAAAUUGGAGAGGGCUGAGAACCUCUACGGCAGGAGGUUUGGAGAGGAGACCUACCAUGUUUCAGUCUCCCAAUGUGCUCCAAAUCAGCCCGGGCUCAUGGAGGUGGCAGCCCCUUUGCCGGCCACCCACGCCAUGGACCCAGCCUCUCCUGCGCGGCCGAUGGUGGCAAGUGCCGCGCUGCCACACAGCGCGGUGGCCCCUGCGGCUACGCCGAUGCAGGGCCUGCCGGCUGCCACGGUGAAUGCGCGGCCGGGCCCAGGGCAGAGUGGAGCAGCUUCUACUCAGCCGAACCAAGCUGGUCAAGGGAACCUCUUGACAGUGGACGCCAUCGCAGGCUACAGCGGAGACAACUGGAGGCUCAUUGCCCGGGUGACGCUGAAGUCAGAGAAACGCAACUGGAAGAACACCGAAAAAGAAGGGACCAUCUUCAAUGUGGAACUGGUGGAUGAGAACGGGGUGGAAACCCGGGGCGUCUUCUUCAACAAGGAGGCAGACAAGUUCCAUCCGAUCCUUCAGAAAGGAAAGCUGUACAGCUUCUACGGAGGGCGCAAAAAGAAAGGCAAUACUCGCUGGUGUCCCCAUAAGAUCGAACUGACCUUCGACAGCCGCGCCAACAUCCAAGAACUGCCGGAGGAUGGGAGCUAUCCACGCUGUCCACUGCCGCACUUCGAAGUGAAGCCACUGAGUGCCAUCGAAGAAAGCGAGGAGAACGCGUUGAUCACUGUGGCAGGGAUUGUGAUUAACUGCGAGAUGCCCACAUCGGUGGCGUGUCGAAACAACACGCAGAGAAAUCGUCAGAACUUCCAGCUCUUGGACGAUUCCAACGUCACCUGCCGGGUCACUUUGUGGGGUGAGCAGUGCAUCGAAGAUCUGCAAUGCGGCGUGGUGGUGUUGUUGAAGAACGCCCGGGUGUCGGGGUACAACAACAGCAAAUCCCUCAACUCGGGCGGUGUGACGGAUCUGUCCGUGGAUAGCGUGGCUUUGUGGCAUCCGCGCUGUCAGGAGCUGCUGCAUUGGUACAGGCAAGGUGGAGAGGCGUCCUCACAAAAUGCGCGGAGUUUGUCGUCCAUGGGCGGGCAAACACCGCUGCAGAAUAUUCAGGAAAUGAAAGACUCAGCCGUAUCUCUGGAGAUGCCUGGUGCUACUGAUGGAGGGGCUCAACAAGGAUUUCACUUGGUGCCGGUCACCAUCACGCACAUCCCACAUGACAAACGGCCCUUCUACAUGGCAUGUGUCGAGGAGGUGCCAGACGAGAAGAAGGGUACCCGCACCUGUAACAAGAAGAUGGAGAUCAACGGCGACGUUUGGCAGUGCGCUUUGGGGCAUCAGCUUGCCCCAUCGGCCCGUUGGAUCUGUCAGUUUAGCGCCUGUGACCAUACCGGGAGCUCCUACUUCAGCAGCUUUGAUGAGGUGGGCGUCAAGAUGUUGGGCCACAAGGCCGACGAAGCCGCCAGGCGCUGGGAUCGUCGCGAAGUCGAUCAAUCGAUGGAUGUGGAGAUCGAGCAUAUCUUCAAACGAGGGCUCUUCAAGCGGUGCAUGCUGAAGGUGAAAUCCAAAAAGGAGAUUUACAACGAUGAGGAGAAGUUGAAGUAUUCCGCCCUGGAUUUGUGGCCCAUGGACUUUGUCAAAGACGCGCGGCAGAAGUUGCUGGACAUGAAAACCUUCCUCGCAGCCAGGAUCUACCACAAGAAGACCGAACUGCCGGACGAGACAGAGUAUCACGAGGUACUGAGACCCAUCCUGCUGGAGAUUGAAGACACACCCGGUUCAGAGCGGGGCUUUGACGAUGACGAUGAUGGCAGUGGGCCUCCUGCUGCCGGCAAGACGGAAGCCGGUGCCCCAAGAAUUAUGAAGGGCUCGCGUGUGGUGGUGGUCAAAGAGAAACAGGAGUUGAUGCAGCUCUUUGAGAAGUUUGGGCAGAACUCCAAGGGCGUGGUCUUCAAACGGGGCAUGGAGAAUAUGCUGGGAAAGGAGUUCAACGUGCGCUCCAUGGGCAAAGAUGGCAGCAUCUACCUGCCUUCCCCGGAUGGAAGCGAGGGCGGGGUGUGGACCUUUCCUCCGGGUGCUGCGAAGUUGAAAGUGUCUCUCACGCUUCCCAUUGACGAGUUCCUGCACUUAGCAGAGAAGAAGGAGAAGGUCUACGCUCAAAAAGAGAAGAAAGAACACCUGGUGGCGCUCCAAAAACCUCUCUCCGGCUACGACCGUCCGGUGGGCGCGCCGGAUGUGGACAAGACGCUGACGCGGAAUCGCAUGGGCUACUUCAUUUGCUUCGACGUGUCAGAUGAAAGUGAAGCCUCUUUGAAAGAGGCCAUCGCAGUGCACAAGUUGCUGACGGAGAGUCUGCACAAGAACAUGACCUGGAACCGAAGGGCUUUGUCGCCUUACAUCUACCUGGUGGGCUGCAAGUCUGACAAGGGCAAUUCGGGGGACGAUGUCAGGCGGAACAUCAAGAAAGCAGAAUUCUUUGCGAAUGACAAUGACCUGAUUUGCCGCAUCACGUCCGCCAGACAACAGCAAGGCGUUUCGGAAGUUUUUGGAGAGAUGAUCCAAGCCAUCAGUUCACGGUCCAAUUUGUGGACCUUGGAUGGCGAAAUUGAUGAGAACGAGGAAGAUGAAGACGCCGGAGGCUGCUUUCAUCAGUGA
Molecule: messenger RNA, 3093 nt
Organism: Cladocopium goreaui
Lineage: Eukaryota; Dinophyceae; Suessiales; Symbiodiniaceae
Source: the annotation of a GenBank genome assembly